GUGAUGGCGGCAGGGGGCCCUUUGUGACCUCACAGGCCAGCCCUGCCUUCUGCUGCUCCAGCUCCAAGCCUGCCCACCUUCCCAGCCGCUGAACAGCCCCUCCAUGCCCAGCCCCUUGCCCUUGCCCUUGCCCAUGCCCACGCUCUCUUGCCACCCUCCCGGACCCCUCUAGGCCUUGUCCAGUUGCUUGCAAGAUGGACGGCGGGGUCCAAACCCUGCAGAUUGGGGAGGCGGAUGCCAAUUGGGAGCUGAUCCGGGACAAGGUGAAGAGGAGGAGGAGGAGGAGGAGGAGGAGGAGGAGGAGGAGGAGGAGGGGAGCUGGCCUGGGAAGGAGGGACGAGUCUGCAGGAUGGGCUUCCUGGGUGCCCCUCACACCAAGACCCCCAGCGCGGUAUCAGGGGGGCCCUGCUCCACCUCCUCGGCCGGGGAGAGCGAUGCUUCUGAAUGCCAGUGCCCAGAGACCCCAGGAGGGGAGAGAUGCUCUGGGGCUCAGAUCCUGCGUGCGAGUUUCCCAUUGGGGCAUCUGCCUGGCCCCUGUGAGAGCAGGAGACAGGCCUGAUCCUGCAGGCGCUUCCCUGGAGAGGGGCAGCAGAGCUAACCUGACGUGGGGGCUCUCAUGGGACACCUUGGGAUGUGGUUUGUGGGGUCCUCAGUUUAAGGAGGAGUAUGGAUCAUCAUCCUGGUCCCCCUCCUCUGCCCACCUUCCAGCGUGUCAAACAUCCUCCUUAAAUUGUGGUGCCCAGAAGUGGACACAGGACUCCAGGUGUGGUCUGACCAGGGCAGAGUACAGUGGUACCUCGGGUUAAGAACUUAAUUUGUUCUGGAGGUCCGUUCUUACCUGAAACUGUUCUUAACCUGAAGCAGCACUUUAGCUAAUGGGGCCUCCUGCUGCCACCGCACGAUUUCUGUUCUCAUCCUGAAGCAAAGUUCUUAACUCAAAGUACUAUUUCUGGGUUAGCGGAGUCUGUAACUUGAAGAGUUUGUAACCCGAGAUACCACUGUAGAUAGAGUGGGACUAUGACUUCCCUGGAUCUGGACACUAGACUUCUGUGGAAGCAGACUAGAAUAGCAUUAGCUUUUUUUGCUGCUGCAUCACACUGUGGACUCAUGCUCAACUGUUCAGCUUGUGGUCCACUGAGACCCCUAGAUCCUUUUCACAUGUACUGCUAAUAAGCCAGGUGUCCCCCAUCUUAUAUUUGUGCAUCUGGUUCUUCCUGCCUUACUUUUGAAACAAAAUUAAAAAAAGUAAAAUAAUAAAAAAAGAAUUCCUUCCAGUAGUACCUUAGAGACCAACUAACUUAGUUAUUGGUAUGAGCUUUUGCGUGCAUGCCCCCUUCUUCAGAUACACUGAAACAGAAGUCACCAGACUAACUAACUUAGUUGAUCUCUAAGGUGCUACUGGAAGGAAUAUUUUAAUUUAAUUUAAUUUAUUUUGUUUGGACUACGGCAGACCAACACGGCUACCUAGCUGUAACUAGAACCUUACUUUUGUCCCCACUGAAAUUCAUAUUGUUAGCUAGCACCCGGUUCUCCAACCUGAUAAGGUCAUUUUGAAUUCAGAUUGCGUCUUCAGUCUCUCUCCAGCUGUGACCCCCGGGGAGGGGUUGCCCUAGAUGCCCCUCGGCUGCCCCUCCCCACGCUGCCCCGUCCUGACCCCCCCCCCCAUCUCUCUGGGCAGGUGGUGGAGGAGCGCUUCGGCCCCACGGUGGUCCCGGUGCCCUUCCUGGAAGACGCCUCCUCCUACGACCUGCUGACGGUGCUGAUCAAGAAGCCCCCCCUGGGCCAGGGUCUCCUCCGCCGCCAGCGCUGCCUGGUGCCCGUGGGGCCCCUGGAGAGCCUGCUGCAGGAGGGCACCCCCGCCCGGGAGCUGACCCACUGCACGCGCGAGUACAACGCCCGGGUGCGCGGCGAGUCGCGCUACGAGGAGACGCGGCUGGUGGCGGGCGCGCUGCGCCACCUGCGCCUGACCAUGUCGGGGGUCCACAAGAAGGUGGCCUUCCUGGUCCUGCGCCCCGGGACCGUGGCCCUGCGCCCGGACCUGCCCUGGCUGCGCUCGCAGAGCAGCGUCUACGUGGUCUACGAGGUCUUCUACUGCGCCAGCCUGGCCCUGGCCGUCACGCAGGGCGCCGAGCGCAGCAUCUUCCACCGCGAGCAGCCGCUGCCCGUCGCCUUCUCCUGCCUCAAGUUCGCCCUCGGACCCAAAGGGGUGCUGGGCUCCCAGAAGCCCACCGGCCACAGCUUGCCUGCCAGGGCCGCCUGGGUCCGCAUGGCGGUGCUGGAGCCCCCCAGGACCCCGGCGCCCCAGCCGCCCCUGGAGAGCCCCCUGCCCAAGGAGGAGGGCAAGGCUGCCCGCAAGCGCUGGAGACCCCUCAGCAGGCCCACGAGGACCCUGGCAGGUGAGGCAGACGGGGGCGCGCCGGGGGGGCUCUCCCUACGAGGAAGCCCCCCAUUUCGCUGGGUCAGGGAUGCUUGAGCUGAGAUGCCUACAUUGCAGGGGGUGGGAAUGGAUGACCUCGGGGGUCCCCUCCGACUCUGCGAUUCUGAUUCUAUGAAGAGAGGGCGCCGCGCUCUGCCUCUACAGCUGGAGGAAGUUUUCAAUGUUUGGUGCUUUCAUUAUUGGGGGCAGCCGUGUUUCUGGGUCCCAGGUGCCGGAAGUCGCAGGAGAGGAGAGCUGUGUUCGAAUCCUGCUUGUGGAUUUCCCAUAACGAGCAGGAGGCUGUUCUAGGUGGCCCCCUCUGACCCAGACGAAAGCCCCUUCUUCUGUUCGUAGGUUGCAGCUGUGCCUUCAAGUGGGGUAAAAAUAAGACCCAUAUUUUUGACAUCUGGCAACCCAUGAGCCCCUCUGGUUUCAGAUAGCACGUGGGGAGAGGAGUCCAGGAGACAAAUUUCUAGCAGCCUUCUAGUGGCUAAAUGCCUCCGUCUCAGUUUGCUGGCCUCUAGACCCCCCCCCCGUCAUUUCUCAAGGGCGCCCCCCCCCCCACUGCCGCCAUGCUGCCUGCCGCCCCCUUCCAGCGACUUGGCUCCGUUCAUUGCAAGGAAAUGGACUAUAAUCAGCGGUUCUCAACCUGUGGGUCCCCAGAUGUUGUUGGACUACAACUCCCAUCGUCCCUGAGCUCUGGCCUUGCUAGCUAGGGAGGAUGGGAGUUGUAGUCCAACAACAUCUGGGGACCCACAAGUUGAUUGUGUGUGUGUGGGGGGGGGGGUGACACUGCUUGGCUCUUUCCCUGUUCAGAAUUGUCCCCCCCUCCCCAUGAUACAAGGUCCACCUGUGUUAGCUGCGAUUCCUGCACUGCAGGGGGUUGGACUGGAUGAUCCUUGGAGGGCCCUCCCAACUCUACCAUUCUCUGGUUUUCCCAUGAGGGGGGUAGCACUUUGGGGAGAGGGCCGCUCUUGCCCCCAGCCAGGCCCCCACUGGCAAGAGCCCCACAUCAGCCCCUACAGAGGCCUCUGCCGGGCUUCUCCCCCUAUGCCCCACCUAGUGGGACUGAAAUGUGGGGGGAGGUGGUGGUUUGGGAAUGCCCAGCGGAUGGCAGGGCACCUUCUGGGAAGGUCUAGGAAGCCAGGGGUUCCUGCGUCACAGGGGGCUGGACUAGAUGCCCUUCGGGAGCCCCACCCAACUCUUUUAUGCUGCGAUUCUUCUGGUCCCCGCAGGAAAAUGGCCCUUCCGGCGCCACCGCCCCAAGUCCGGCCCGUCCACUGCCAGUCUGGCCGAUGCCGAGAGGCACUCCAUGUCGCUGCCCCUCCUGCAGAGCGCCACGGCCGAGAGCGACACCGAAGAGUGAGCCGAGACGCCGCCAAUAAAGAGCCCGUUGCACCCAGA
Molecule: messenger RNA, 3820 nt
Organism: Podarcis lilfordi (Lilford's wall lizard)
Lineage: Eukaryota; Metazoa; Chordata; Lepidosauria; Squamata; Lacertidae
Source: the annotation of a GenBank genome assembly